UCCUCACAUUUUUCAGGGCUUAGUCGAGGCUCUUGAGCUAUGGCGACGACGAUGAUGCUGCCGAUCACCUCUCCCGCCGCGGCGACCAUGUCUCCCGGAUGCAGCGCCUUCCAGUCCUCGAUCGGUGAAAUUCGAUUUGGAUCGUUGAGAAUCUCCCCGGCACAGCAAUCGAAGCGUUUGAAGCAAACAAGGCGAACAGUCGUAGCGGCGGAAUACAGACGAAGUGGUGGUGGACCAGGAGAUUUUGUUGCUGGAUUUCUACUCGGUGGUGUUGUUUUCGGUGCUCUUGGCUACCUUCUAGCACCUCAGUUAAAUCGAUCGCUCGAUAAAGUGAGUAGUGAGAACGGAGCGGCGCUGCCAACAAAACCAAACAAGUAUUUGGAAGACGAAGGGAUCGAGGUAAGCUCAUCCUCCGAAUCCCUCCCGUGGGUGUUAACAAUUCCAGUAAAGUUCCACGAACUCGAGGAAGAGAAUGGAAUCGAGACGACGAGAAAGAGCUUGAGCGCCAAGAUCGAUGAGCUCAACGCCGCGAUCGAGAACGUCUCCGCGCAGCUUAAAGAGGGCGAAUCCAUGAAAGAGAUCGAAGUUUCCGCAUAGAAAAGGGAAGAACAAACGAGAAGAAGAGAAGAGAGCGAGAAAGCGAGAAUUUAGAGCUCGUUGGCUUGUAAGGAAUAAUUUUUUUUUUGUUUAUCAAAUAUAUAAAUUGUAUUUCUUAUCUCC
This is a messenger RNA of Selaginella moellendorffii, 720 nucleotides long. RefSeq lists its product as uncharacterized. The record is from RefSeq and is a predicted model, not a curated record. Gene Ontology annotation, cellular component: chloroplast inner membrane; chloroplast thylakoid membrane. Lineage: Eukaryota; Viridiplantae; Streptophyta; Lycopodiopsida; Selaginellales; Selaginellaceae. The transcript is spliced from 5 exons. Bases 40 to 597 code for a protein of 185 amino acids.